Molecule: messenger RNA, 2756 nt
Organism: Zeugodacus cucurbitae (melon fly)
Lineage: Eukaryota; Metazoa; Arthropoda; Insecta; Diptera; Tephritidae
Exons: 7
Coding region: 77-2644 (855 amino acids)
Biological process (GO): SCF-dependent proteasomal ubiquitin-dependent protein catabolic process
Cellular component (GO): SCF ubiquitin ligase complex
Source: RefSeq, a predicted model, not a curated record
UUGAACUUAACGGAUUGCAAUGCUCGGAUGCAUUUUCGUAUACAAUUUGUAUUAAACAGUUAUUAAAAACAAAAAAAUGGAGCGUUGUUCGAAAAGUGAAAAUAAACCGAUUUUAGCGAAAAGUGAUUUGCACUCCGGCGAAUCAAAUGAGAGGGAAACCAUUAUAUUAAGCAACUGUGAAUUAGAACAAAGUGAUAUUGAUAUGAUAACGCAACAUUUUGCUUAUGCAACAUAUUUGGAUUUGUCAUAUAAUGAAAAAAUAGCAUCAAAUAAAUUCCUACUGACCCCUACAACGCUGUACCUUAAGGGCUGCACGAGUUUGCAUGAAAUAAAGUACAACUUCAGCACGUGCACGCUGAAAGUACUAGAUAUUUCAGGCUGUCCCAUUGACUAUCAGGAACACUUCACGAACUAUGACUUUCCGAUGCUAGAAAGUCUUACGCUCAGUUGGCAAAAGGUGGAUUGGCAAAAGCUGCUAGGAAAACUGAGGGCGUUGAAAAAUCUAACGCUGGAAAAUGUUAGCAGUCAAACUAUACAACUCACAAGCGCAAAAGAAAACCCACAAAGCUUCGAAACAUUGCUACUGGCGCUGUCCGAUUGUAAAAAUAUCAAAUCUGUCACUUUUGGUAGCCUGCUUAGUGUGCAUGAUAUCAGUCAGUUGAGCAAGUUGACCGACAGAAAGCUGACGUUUCAAAUUAGACAUGAGAGCGGUCAAUAUUUAAACAGAUUGCAUAACUUACAAAACUUAGACACAGUCUAUUUGGAAUACGUCAAUGAUGUUAAAGAUAUUGAUUUGUUAAACUUGAUAAAAAGUUGCGCAAACUUGUCAAAGAUAACAUUGGAUUAUUGUGAUGGCGUGACAAGGGAUUUCAUAUUCAGCGCUGCUGAGUUCUUGCGCGAACGCGAUAAAGACGAGCCACUAAAGGCGCGCCUCAAUCUAGAGAUGUGCGACUGUGCUGGCAUUACAGAAGAUAUACAAGAGCAUCCUCUAUAUGCGAAAGCUGAAUCCGCUUUGAGCUUAAUAUUAUUCUUCGAGUGCAAACAUCCAACGACUAGCUACAGAAAUGACCUCAUCAUACCCUAUCCACCGCCAAAUGUACAACUGAGCAUUUACGUACUCUUCGAAAUCUACAAGAAGCUCAUAAAUCAAACGGUUGCACAGCGAUUCGCUACCGUUCGUGAAGAUUUCGAAAACGCUGCCAUCGAAGAGGAGCGACACCUAAGGAUAAUCGCUUGUCGCAGAGCGAAAAUCGUACACAAUGACAUCUAUGAUGCUUACUUGGAGAUUACGUCUGAAAGGAAAGACUUUUUCCAAGAACUAUGCUGUGAAAAUGCAACAAAAAUGGCGCUCAAUAAUCGCGUAAUCAUCUUUGACACUAUACUUGAUGAUUUUCCAAAACUGAAGCGCUUAAGGCUCAUAAAUUGCUUUAUCGCUGAAGAGGAGUUUCCUAGGAAUAAGCAAUAUAAUAAUAUCAGCGAUUUGGAAAUAUUGGGUGCGAAUGCUUUUCGACUGUGGCAAAGUAUAGCGGUACUUUUUCCGAAUGUCGGAACAGUAAACCUAAUAGAUGCUGCACUCGAGAGUCCUUUGGAGAUAACAAUGUUUAGAAUACCACGUUUUAAAGACAACGCAGUCUUCCAAAAUAUCACGAGGUUCUCUGUGAUUGGCAGUAUUUUGUGUGAUGAGGAAGUGGAGUUCCUAGCUAAUCUAACACAACUGAAACAUCUUUCUAUUGUCCGAAACUCAAAAAUUACAGGCAAACAUAUCGCCGAGAUCAGCAGCAUCGAGGAGCUCCAACUGAGUUACUGUGAGAAUUUGAGCCACUACUACUUAGCAGAUGUGCUGAGUUCUUUAUCACUGCGGUCGCUUGACAUGCGUCACAGUAGGUUCGUUGAUGUCUCUAUGCACCUCUCGAAUCUCAUGUGGUUGAGUUGUGAAACGCUCGCUACACUCAAAAUCGACUGGAAGCUGGAGCAUACCAUUACGGCAUUACAAACGCUGCAAGCAUUAAAGGAUAUUGAAGUGCGAAAUUUCAAUACAAAUGCUUGUACAAUUUGUAUGCGUGACGAACUGUUAAGGGUUCAAGAUCAGAACUUACAAAUUCGCUGCGCAUGUGCUGAAGAUCUCCAAUCAGGUUUAAUACCACGCUUCUUUCGUACACUCGUGGUGCGUACUAACAUCAAAAAGCUGACACUCGAAGCUGAAGUUUUGUGUAGAAAUCUCAAUUACUUGCACCACCUGCGACACCUAACGCACCUCAGCAUUAUUGCGAAGAAAGCCGGGCUGGAUGGUUUUUGCAUACCAAUGAAUUUCUCUCAAACCCUUGGACAGCUUGUGAACUUGGAGUAUUUGUAUUUAGCGAGGUUUUUCUACUGCUAUGACGACGUUAUUUAUAUCGUCGAUAGAUGUCGCAAACUAAACGAGGUUAGAUUAAAGCAGUGUGUUGGGUUCUCGGAUGUGGUGCCCUAUGACCUAGUUGAAGUACUGAAGCACAAGCGCACUAAGGAUCAGCUGCCAUUCAGAUUAUAUAUGCUUAAUCUGAUGGUGGACUCCAGCGAAGCGUGUAGUGAGCGCUCGGGCGACAGCAAUCAGGAAGUUAACCGCUUUGAAGAUAUUGCAGAUUAUAUAAAAGUGAUUUUUCUUUAGAACCGAAACAUCAAGCAACGUGGGAAAGCUCUGAAAAGCUUAAAUUGAAGAAGAAGUUAUAUACUUAAUAAAUAAGAAGUUAAUAAAUGACUGAAAACACUUCGUACUACAA